GACGCUGACCGUACGGAUCAGCUCAUCAGGUGGCUGCACACCAUCCUGCACCACUGCGUCCUGUGGACCACCGUCAAGGGCCGCCAUAUUACCGUUGGUUUUUUUGUGGUGGUCCUCAUCCUAUCUAUAUCAUUUGCGGCACGUCUUCGUCCGGCCAGCCGAGCUCCAGUGCUUUUCAGACCGGAUACGAAUAUUCAGUUACUGCUGGACCUUAAAAACAACCUAAGUGCAGAAGGAAUAAGCUGUGUCACCUGUUCAGGUUUAUUCCAAGAGAAACCUCGCAGCCUUCAAAACAACAUCCGGACCUCAUCAGACAAAAAGAAGAGAGGCUCGCUGUCAAUGGGGAGCUCACAUGGAGUCUUCAGUGACACCGGACAUGAAGAUCUGCAGAGGACAGUGUACAUUACAAGGUGCCCAUGGGAAGGGCGGAUUACAAUAUAUAGACUGUCUUUGAACGCUACGGCUCCAGCACCCUGGCUGUCCACCUUGCCCCAUGACGAUGAUAUUACCUCUUUCCAGGUGUAUAAGAUUCCUUACGGUAACUACACCAGGAAGCUGACCGCUUGUGUGUCCACCAUAGGGCUGCAG
This is a messenger RNA of Staurois parvus, 588 nucleotides long. The record is from the annotation of a GenBank genome assembly. NCBI's taxonomy places the organism in Eukaryota, Metazoa, Chordata, Amphibia, Anura, Ranidae.